AUCCAAUAGACAAAGAGGCAUGAAUCCAACCAACCAAUGGAAGUCGAAGGAGGGCGAGGACCCCAGGUUGCCAUGGCGAAGAGGGAAGGACGCCGCCCACCGGAGGGAGGGAGUGAGCUCGCUGGGCCGUCCGAGUGAUGGUAGAGAAAAGUGGCUGGGCGGCGGAGGCGGUGCGGGCCAACCGGGAUUAGGGGUGGAAGGCCGAAGUGAGGGGGAAGGAGCAUCAUCUCCAACACGGGCUGGUGUUCGGCAAGGGCGAAGUGCUGGGGGAGCAGGAUAAUGAGGCAGGCGCAGGGCGUCGGCCCGGACAGCGGCUGGCAGCCCGCAGGCCGCGGAUUUCCGAGGAGCUCCAGCUAAAUUCCCCGUCGGGCUGAGGGACCGGCGGAAAGUGGAGCGAGGGGAAUCGAGCCGCCCAACACCGUCUUGUCGCUACAAACCCCCGCCUAAUUGCGGGGCGAUGCCGAUCACCGGCCGACUGAAGGAGCAGGGCCGCGGAAUCCAGCGGCGCCCGAUGGCUCCGGCGCCUUACUGAAAAAACCGCCGCCGGGAGCGAACACCAGCGCCGGGGUCAGCGCGGGGUCAGGCCCGGGGGUUGGGGGGGCGAGGCGCGCGCGCGCACGCGUACUCCGCUCACCCGCCGCAAACACACCGCCGUCAGCCGGUGCCGCUCGCCGCUGGAAGUUUGACACGGUAUUGCCUUUAAAUUCAUCCUACCGCAAUUUUUUAAAAAGGAAAACGUUGCCACAUUCCAUUUCAUAUCUUUGACACAUUUCCCAUUUAAUUUCCGUUUACACCUUGAGUAUCCCGUUUCUAAUUUUUGCAUUUCUCAACUGUCCCAUGUUUGCGUUCAAGAAGUUGCUUUUAUCUCAAUUUGCAAAUAAGAAAGUUGCCUUUUGGAAUUAUUUUUUAAAAGUUGCAUUGAAUUAAAGAGAUUUUCUAUUUUUUUUCCAUGUACACUUGUGGGAGGUGUUAAUUUUUACAUUUACGUUAUUUGAUUUGGAGGGAGGCGGCAAGAUGUCUAAGUCAGCAGCUAAAGAGAAGAAAUCUUUCAGCAAGAAACUUUUUAGGCGGGGUUCGGCGCGCUCGGUCGGGAGUUUCAUGAGCCGCGUGUUAAAGACUCUUUCCACCCUUUCGCACUUUGGCACCGAGGAGUCGGCCGAAGAUGAAAAGGACGACGGUGGCUUCAAGAACUUCCGAACGGCGGGGGCCGGCGCGGCCAUGGGCAUGGGGAUCGGAUUGGGACCCGGGGUCGGGGUCGUUACCUCGGCUUCCUCCAUUAUCAUGAUGAUGAGUGGCGUCAAUCACCAAGCCAUCGCAGGUCGUAGCGACUCAUCCGACAGCUGCUUUUCGCCGGCUUCCGGGGAUCGCUGGCAGCCACCCGGUGUGUCCGGCCUCAAAAACCAUGGGAACACCUGCUUCAUGAACGCCGUGUUGCAAUGCCUGAGCAACACCGAACUCUUCGCCGAGUUUCUCGCCCUGGAGCAAUAUCGCGACUUGGCGGUCAGCCGCCUGGACUCACCCGAGGCAGGGGACUCUCGGGACCAGGAGCGGGAGGACGAGCAGCUGGAGCAAGAUAAGACCUCCAAAUCGAAUGGAGUUUUAUACCGAUCCAAAUGCCAGUCGGACUCGCGUGGAGAGGUCACCGAACAGCUCGCUUCCUUGGUCCGAGCCCUGUGGACAUCAGAAUACACCCCGCAACUCAGCCGGGAGUUUAAGAAUGUUGUAUCCAAAAACGCUUUCCAGUAUCGUGGCAAUUCGCAACAUGAUGCUCAGGAGUUUCUUCUGUGGCUUCUUGACAGAGUCCAUGAAGACCUGAACAAUAUUGUUUUAACAAAUGGGAGGCCUCCUGCCAAGCCUCCGUUAAAUGAGGAUGGGCUGUGUGAAGGACCAGCUCUUCCAGCAAGGAGCAGCUUUGUACAGGAGCUCUUUCAGGCACAGUAUAGGUCUUCUUUGACGUGUCCCCAUUGCCAGAAACAAAGCAACACCUUCGACCCAUUUCUCUGCAUCUCCCUGCCCAUCCCUCCACUUCAGACCCGGCCAUUGAAUAUCACCGUGGUUUAUGAAGGAAAAUGCUCACAUUGCAUGAGAAUAGGAGUAGCAGUUCCACUGUCGGGUACAGUGAGCAAACUUCGCGAAGCAGUAUCACAAGAAACUAAAAUCCCCACAGAUCAGAUUGUUCUAACAGAAAUCUAUUUCGAUGGAUUCCAUCGUACCUUCAGUGAUGGUGAUGCUUUGGACACUGUUCAUGAAAAUGACAGCAUCUAUGCUUUCGAGACACCUGAUGUUUACAUUGGCCAAAAAGCGAUGCUUACAAACAUAAAUCAGAACAAUCUCCAGUUCAGCACUGGCCACAGGUCCACUGUCUACUCUCAUGGAGGAAUGAAACAGAUCAAACUAGAACACGUGUACAAUAAGGGCUUGGGGAAUGAGAAAUCACUGCUGCUGGUGUGCAAUCUAUGCUGUACCGCACAGCAGGGUAAAAGGUUUGGUCAUCCCUUUGUACUCUGCUUGGAUCAUAAAAUAACAUGGGAAGGACUGCAGAAAGCCAUUUUGGAAAAGAUGCGCCAUCUCUUUAGGCCAGGGAUGUUCACAGAGGUUGCUCCCUUUAGUCUACGAGUGCUCGGAGGUGGUGUGGGGAAGUGUUACCUUUCUCCGCAGGAAGAUUAUCCCCUGUGUCAGUUGGCAGCAGAAAGAGCAUGGAAGACCUGUAGACCUGGUGGACCCCAGCAUGUUAAGAUCAUUGUGGAGUGGGACAGAGACACAAAAGAGUACUUGUUUGGGAGUGCUGAGGAUGAGUAUGUGCCAGAUUCUGAAAGCGUUCGCCAACAACAGCAGCUUCAUCACCAGCCUCAGACCUACACCUUAUCUCAGUGCUUUCAUCUCUACACCAAAGAAGAACAGCUGGCACCAGAUGAUGCCUGGCGCUGCCCACACUGUAAGCAGCUCCAGCAGGGCAGCAUCAAGCUGAGUUUGUGGACGCUCCCUGAUGUGCUUAUCAUCCAUUUGAAGCGCUUUAAACAGGAAGGGGAUAAAAGGACCAAGCUACAGAAUCUGGUGAAGUUCCCCCUCACAGGCCUGGACAUGACACCACAUGUGGUGAAACGCAGUCAGAGCAGUUGGAGCCUCCCUUCGCACUGGUCACCAUGGAGACGGCCCUAUGGACUCGGCAGGGAUCCUGAAGACUACCUCUAUGAUCUGUAUGCAGUGUGUAAUCACCAUGGCACCAUGCAAGGAGGCCAUUACACUGCCUAUUGCAAGAACUCUGUGGAUGGACUCUGGUACUGUUUCGAUGACAGUGAUGUUCAGCAGCUCUUGGAUGAAGAUGUCUGCAAGCAGACUGCAUACAUCCUGUUCUACCAGCGGCGCAGCACCAUUCCUUCCUGGUCAGCAAACAGCUCUUUAGCAGGUUCUACCAGCUCAUCUCUUUGUGAGCACUGGAUAAAUCGUCUCACAGGCAGCAAACAACCUAGCAUCACAUCUACUGCAUCUUCUCGCCGGACAUCUCUUGUCUCGCUCUCUGAAUCAGUGGAAUUUACACAGGAUCGUAGUGACCAGGAUGACGGUGGGUUUUCAACUCGGCCUUUUGUGAGGAGUGUUCAGCGCCAGAAGUCUGUCAUCCAGAUCUUCGUUUGCUAGCCCUUGGUGCUCAAUGAGAACGGACUUAAAUCUCAGAGGACAUUAUCUAGCAAGCUGCAUAUGCGAUCCAACUCUCCGUCGCCAUUCUCCUUCGAGUCUCCCACUCACAGCCCGUCUCCGACUGCAGACGUACUGGGCUGCAAGAACCCUAACAUGGGCACUCUCUCCCACUUCAAGGUCAGGGGGCAACCACUGCUGGACUCCCUGGAAGGGCACCCCUUGCUGUCAUGGAAGGUGUGGUUCGAGAGGAAGAGAAUCCUUUGGUUGAUGCUGUGGACAAGAAAAGCACAUCCAGCUUGGGCAGCCCUCAGUCUGCAAACACUAGCGCUGCCUCUCUGGUUGAAGAUGCAAAAACUAAAGCAAAGGCAAGGCCUUGUAACAGGAGCAGCUAAUGCGGAGAGUCCACAGAAGAAGUCUGGUUCCAGAGUGCCUUCUGAACAGGCCAAAGCCUCUUUAGCCAAAGCUCAAUUAACUCAAUCGUCUUCUCUGAAGAACCCCCAGAAGGCUUCUGUCACACGUGAAAAGGUUGAAACGAGAGCUGGAACCCGACGGUCUGCAUCAAACUCAGUUCCCCGAAAGGAGGUGGAUAAAAAUCAACAGCUGACCAGUUUGUCUCCAGCUCAACAGAAACUGAAGAUGCCCCCGGCUUCUCCACAGUCACCUUCCCCAACGCGGAAAAAAGUACCAGGAAGAUCGAAGACUGCUGAAGGCCACUCCAAACGCAGCCCCUCUCCUGAAAAACGCAGGCUGACAUCUUCCAAAGCCAGCAGCACAGGCAGGUUGUCGCAUGCUAAGUCGGGGAACCGAUUGGAGAACAGGAGACUGAGAAAUUCGAGCAGCAGCAGCUCCGUGACAGAAGCAAAGUCCUCGGACACCAGCUCAAGAACUGACUUGAGAAGAGACAGCAGUAAGUCCGAUGACAAAGGCCUGUCAUUCUUUCGGGCAGCACUGAGGCAGAAAGAAAGUCGGAGGUCAGCUGAUUUGGGGAAGAGCAAUAUUCUUGCCAAGAAGUCAGCAGAUGGGCCUUCCAAGAUGACAAACAAAAAAAUCCCAAGUGAAGGCCCAAGCAAGGAGGGCAGGCGAUUGAUAAGCGAACAGCCACCCUCUGCAUCGGCCUCUGCUCUGACAGUGUCCAGCAAAAUAGUGUCACGAGGGAAACAGUCGAGCAAGGAUGCAGCUCCCACCAACUGUCCAUUACUUCCCGCUGCCAAAUCCAAGUCGUCCUUGCCAGACGUGGGGUCUCAGUCUCCAUCAAACAGAAAGAAACCCACAGAAAAGAUUAAAUCCAGAAAGAUUGUUACUAGCAGCAUGCAGUCAUCUGCCCGCCAUAACAAAAAGUAAUGUGAAAGUCAAAUCGGAAGGAAAAACACUCCACAAAAAUUGCUAGUCUGGCGUUGUUUCUGCAACACUUUAUUUUCUCUUCCCCUCCCUCUCGCUUUUCCUUCCAUCCCUCCAUUUUUAAACAAGCUUUUUAUUGGAGGAAGUUUUUGUUUUGCAGUUAAUGUGCCUACAUUGGUGACGAAAGCUAUGGAUUUAAGCGCCUUUUGUUGUGCCAUCAAACCAAAUGAUUACCACAUGACGCAGGCAUGUGGUGUGAGGAUCAUGGAGCUAGUUCAUCAUUGCCAUCCUCCUCCCCACCAACCCUGGAGGUUGCCCUUCUCUGGUGGGUUUUAAUGCAGCACUUUGUAUCGACCUUCAGAACUUGCUUUUGUUGCAGAAUAACACUGUGUACUGUUCAAUGAAUGAUUUGAUUUUUAAAUUUUUUAUAAAUUUUCUUUUAAGACUAAUAACUACUGCACGCUCUGAAGAAGCCAUCAAGUUAAGUAAUCAAUUUCAUUUUCUCCAAUAAGCUUUUGUUUGGUUGAUGCCAUGUUAACACCUUGCUGUCCAUUCACAGUACUGUAUAACAGCAGGUCUCGGGUUAACAUGCAAGGAAUAAAUGGGAGCAAUAACUAUUUCAAUUGGAAUGUGGCCACUUUCUGAAAUGGUCUCAGCUCCCAUGUGGUAGCAGUUCUUUUGCUGCAGAAGGAAGAGUGAGAGAGAUGGAAUGUAACAAUAUGCAAUGCUCCGGUUUUGUUGUUUGGUUCAGUCUCAGAUCAGUAUAUCAUAUGUGAUCCGUUAGCUGUCAGCAGCUUGAGUGACUUCAUAUGAAUGUGUUGAAGGAUUUCAACAACACUUAUGGCUUCAGAUACCAUGGGAUGAAAACUGUGGGCCCCCAGGCUGACCAAAGGCUUGAGCACCUUGUCUUCAGUCUUUCAGUCUUGUUUCAAGUGUUACAGCUAGUCUAAGACAGAUCUCCCAAAAUGCCACCAUUUCACGGCCUGAGAUGACAUGUUGGCACCUGGUUGCAGAGUUCUGAUCCAGAUAUAAUGAUUCACUAACAUGGAAGAAGAAUUCAGCUGAAAUGCUGUUUGGUCAGAAAUGAAUGCUAACCCAUAUAUUCAAGUCUGUGGGGAGGUAUUUGUGGAGACACUACAUUUAUGGAUGAAUAUCAAGCAGGGUCAACACCUUCUGCACACUAAAGAAAACUGUUUAUGGUUGCUAAACAACAAAGAUAAUCAGAAAUAAGUUUCCAUAUGCAUAUUAACCCAGUGAUGCCACAGCUCAGCUGACCCAGGCUAAUAUCAAUGAUCAAACAGUUUCAGUGGCUUUUUUAAACUAAGCUUUUGUUUACAUUUUGAGACAAUGUGCAUGAUUUUUUUAAGUUCAGUUUCUAAUUUCCUAGAAUUGUUUGCACUGUGGCCAUUUGGCUAAUUGUGCCUGUGCCCGCUCUUUGAAAGAACUAUCCAGUUGAUUGCACUCUCCAGUUCUUUUCUCAUGGCCCUGCAGGCUUGUCUUUUUCAAGCAUUUUUCCAAUUCUCUUUCAGAAGUUCCAUUUGAAUAUGCAUUCCAGAUUCUUUUGCUUCAUGCAUCAUCUGGUUUUCCAGUGUAAUAAAUGCAAACUCAUGAGAUGCAGUCUGCCAGUGAGCAGUCCUAUUUAUACUGUUUACCAAUUAUAUAUGUGGUGUAAUUUGUCAUGGACUUUACCCACCCAUUGAAAUUCUUCCACACCCCAUGUACAGUCUCUCCUGUCAUAGACUCUGGCUGUACAUUGAAUUACUUUGAUGUCUCAGGGACAAAUUUGUAUAUAAAUCUUCCGUGAUUCAGUCCCUGAAUUGAUCCAUUUAACUCUUUCUGAUCGAUGCCAAUUCAGUCUCUUGGAAUGUGAGCAGAAUUGUUAUUACAAGGAUCAAGAAAAAACAGUUUUAAUGAUGACAAACAUCACUACUUGGGCAUAUGCCUGUUUUCCUAGCUUAGUGUGAGCAAGCUUCUGCCUCCUUUGGUCUGGGCUCGCGUGUUUCAGUAAUGUUCUGUUCCUUUCAAGUUUGUGGGGAACAGGAUCUGCCAGUACACAAUGAUUCUCCAUACUUUACGAGUUCCCAAAAGAUGAAAAGACAUUUUUGUUUCACUGUGUUACUCAGUUGCUGACAUCCUCAAGUGAACUUGAAUCUGACUGGUGUUCCAAAUGCACAGCAAAACAAAUGUCUUUGUAGCUUUUCAGAACCUACCUAUUUUGAGUACCUAUUGAGCUGUCCCAAUGGAAAAUGCAUCAUCUGGUGUACAUCUGAGCCAAGGAGCAUAUAAAGUUCCCACUCUCCACCCUAAAGUGUAUUUGCUGAGUCAUCUGGCCCAGCUGGCACAAUGGAAAAGGUGCUCCACUUGACAUCAUUACCUUGUGAGUAGGGAAUGGAGCAGAGGGAGCCAAAAUCUACUUAGAACAGUGAAUUGGUGAAAGGUGAGCUGCUCACUGCUGAGGCCUGUGGAGGGGUGGGUUCAUGGGCGUAACAACGGUGCGGGUGUUGACACCUUACUGAAUUACAAGCCUCCAGUUGCACUUUUGUGUAAACGGGGCUUCCCAGUUACGCACAAAAAAACUGUUGUUCUAGCUUGUUCAUCUUCCUGUCUGCAUGCACUUAAGGCAAUGUAUUACUAUGCAAGUGCUAGGGUCUUUGUUGCACUGAAGUUCUUUGUAGUAGGGUUAUUCAUUUUAAUGUUGCAUUCAAUAUUGAGUCCUGCAGUCCUGUAUUGGAGAAUGGUGACCUGGCUGAUCUCAUUGCUUUGUUUGCACAACUUGACUCACCUUUCCAGACUGUGUGUGAUCAGUAUGAGUGAUUGUGAAAUAAUUUAUAAUGAGCAGAAUCAUGUAACUGGAAGCUGUAGACAAGUAGAUUUAAACCUGACAUUCACUAUUUUGUUAAUAUUGGCUGUAACAAAGCAAUUUGGUAAAAGUUCAAAUUAUUCUGUACUGACAUUUUUUUUGCUGAGUACUAUAUUGUAAAGAUUUAUUUCAUUCCUAUGUAGCAUCUUCCCCAUGACUUUAGAAAGAAUGUUUGUUUGCUUUUAAAGAAGCCUCAUCAUUUUCAGUUUCUAAUAAGAUUUAUAAAAAUGUGAAAGGUGAUAAUUUAAUCACUUGCGUAUAUAUAUUAAAAAAAACUACUCCAAGCUACCUGAGGAGCACAUCCUGCUUCACAGGAGUAUGGCAUCCCAGUUCCCAACCUGUGGAGCCCUGCUCCUGCUCUGCUGGGGUCUGUUAAUAGACCUUUAAUGUAACUGCAGUUGCUUGCAUAGAAGAUACUUUGCAGGGAUACAACUAGUUAUGUCAGGCCACCCAAAUUCACAGCUAUUGAUCUGUUGAGAACAUUGCUUAGAGGUGCAAUAUAUUAACACUAGUAUUUACUUCUGGACUGAGGUGUUUAGUGGUUUGGGUGGUACUGAUGCCCUGCUAUCUGUAGCAGUGGGAUUACACAGAUAUUGUUGGUGGUGGAAUUACACUAAAUUCUUUCUAAUAAUACCCAGCAGGUUCAAUAUUUAAAAUUACAUUUUGCAGGGUAGUUAACAGCCUAUUGGUUGUGUAAAUGGAGCUAUUAAAUCAUGUUUCUGAGUUAUAAAGUGAUGAGGACUAACUGUGCAUAAAGGUUAAUGACCGUUGAAAUGAGAUUUAUGAAAUCGUCCUGAGCAUAUACCAUUCUUAAUUGUUAAACCCCUUUUCUGGGAAUAGUUGCCUAUGCCUAAUCCACUACAGUACCACGUGAAAUGCAAUUCCUGGACUUGGUGGCUCAUAAUUCCAGGCCACUACACUUGUACAUAAUUCUACUUUUUAAAAAAAAGUAACACUGGCUCCUUGCUGCUUGGUUUGUAGCUCCCAGACUUUGAUGUGAUGUACUUUGAUCAGUAAGGAAUGGGAGUUUUUAAAUCUUAAACCAGGAGUUGACCUGCAUAAUCUUCAUGGUUUGCAGACUGAAACUUGUUUUUCCUUUUUGUUUAUCUAGUAUUUGGCUACCAGAGUUUGGCCCACUUAAUUUCCAUUGUCAUUUUCUUUCACUGUACACUGGAAUAAAGAAUUAAGAGGGACCACAUAGUCCAUUUCACCAGAUAGCACACCAAGUCCUGGAGAUUUGAAAUGGAACUGGGAAGUUAAUUGGCAUUGGAACCAAAUAGAGAUUGGGUUCUCUAUUGGCCAUUGAUCCUUUGUCAUGAAUUACUAGUUUGUGCCUGAAACAUGAUUAGCUUUAUCCUCCUCACUGGCACUCUGGCCUCUUGAGUCUCUGCCACACUCUCUCUGUCUCUUCCCACCUGGGGAUUGCAGUAGGGCACACAUCUGCUGGUGCCCUACUGGGGAAGGAAAUGAGCUAUCUCCUUCUGGCUGAUGGUUGGACUCUGUUUGCCUUUGGUGAGGAGGAGUUGGGCCACAUCUUUGCUGAUACCCUGUGACACUCUACAUACACCACAACUUCAAAACAAAAAUAGAGAGAUGUGAACAAUAUGGGCCAGUCCCUGACCCCUGUAUAGUGUGACUUUCUCCUUGUAAAUUAGGCCAUCUACUUGGUGUUGCUGAAAACUUUUUAAGUUAUUUUGGGCAGGUGCAUGAGAAUGUGUUGCUGCCUUUCAAUAAUUUAUUUGUAUGUUUUAUUAACAGGAGGUGUAUGCACUUUUUAAUAUGCAGAAUCUGUAUUGUUUUCUAUGUUUUAAAAGAAUGUUUCUUUGACAACAGUUUGUACAAAGUCCAUGUUAGUCAGAACAACUGUACAUGAGGAGCAGAAUUACAAAAAUAAA
Messenger RNA from Pristis pectinata (smalltooth sawfish), 9729 nucleotides. RefSeq names its product ubiquitin specific peptidase 31 (gene usp31). Gene Ontology annotation, molecular function: cysteine-type deubiquitinase activity. The record is from RefSeq and is a predicted model, not a curated record. Lineage: Eukaryota; Metazoa; Chordata; Chondrichthyes; Rhinopristiformes; Pristidae. Gene Ontology annotation, biological process: protein deubiquitination.